This is a messenger RNA of Penicillium soppii, 1773 nucleotides long. Its product is annotated as S53 family peptidase. Gene Ontology annotation, molecular function: tripeptidyl-peptidase activity; serine-type endopeptidase activity. Lineage: Eukaryota; Fungi; Ascomycota; Eurotiomycetes; Eurotiales; Aspergillaceae. The transcript has 3 exons. Gene Ontology annotation, biological process: proteolysis. The record is from RefSeq and is a predicted model, not a curated record. Bases 1 to 1773 code for a protein of 590 amino acids.
AUGAAACUCCAAUCUCUACUUAUCCAGGCUUUGGGCCUUGUGAUAUGUUAUGCUCAGAUCGGAUCAUGUAUUGAUUCAAGUCAUCAACGUGUUGAGCAGCUGGAAAAUGUGCCAGAUGGCUGGACGAGAGGAAGUAGACCACAGCCUGCGAAGCUCAUGAAAUUUCGUCUAGCAAUUACGCAGAACAAUGCCGCAGACUUUGAGCAGAAGGUUAUAGAGCUUUCCACUCCAGGUCAUCCCAACUACGGCCAACACAUGAAGCGGGAUGAAGUGAACGAGUUACUGCGCCCGUCCCCUGCUGUUUCCAACAAGAUUAUCGCAUGGUUGAGAUCUGCCAAAGUCCCAGCCAAUGCUAUCAAAUCAGAUGGCAAUUGGAUCUCAUUCAUGAUGCCAAUUUCUCAGGCCGAGGAGCUUCUGAAAACGAAGUUUUUCUAUUUUCAUUAUCGCUACCAGCAAAGCACCGCUGUCAGGACCCUUGAGUAUUCUGUGCCCAAAGACUUGCAUCCAUACAUUCAAUUGAUCCAGCCUACAACUCGAUUCGGCAAUUUCGGUCUGCAGAAAAGUAUGAUCACGCAAGCCACGCCAGCUAACCCCGAGCAACUGGCCGUUGAAUGUGAUCGAGCUACUACACCACGUUGCCUCAGAGAAUUGUAUGGAAUUGACAACACAUCAACCAGACCGGAAUGGCGCAAUCGAUUGGGCAUAUCUGGGUUUUUGGAUCAAUAUGCUCAUUACGAAGACUUCGAGGAAUUCCUGCAAAGCUAUGCACCAAAUAAUACGAACUCCAAUUUCAGCGUUGUCUCAAUCAAUGGCGGUCAGAAUAAGCAAAAUUCUUUCUUUGACAGCAUUGAAGCCAAUUUGGACGUACAGUACUCUAUCUCGCUGGCAGAUGAAGUGCUAGCAACAUUCUAUACCACUGGCGGACGCGGUCCUGCGGUUGCUGAGAUAGACCAUCCAGACCCCUCGAGCUCGUCGAAUGAGCCCUACCUUGAACAGCUCCAUUACCUUUUGAAUCUGCCCGAUGAUGAGCUGCCGGCAGUGCUAUCGAACUCAUAUGGCGAGGAUGAACAAAGUCUUCCGGCAUCUUAUGUGAACGCAACCUGCAGCUUAUUCGCCCAACUUGGCGCGCGAGGUGUAUCUAUACUUUUCAGUAGUGGGGAUUCUGGCACAGGAGGUUCUUGCUUGAUGAACGACGGAACCAAUCGAACCAGGUUCCUCCCCACCUACCCUUCUUCAUGUCCAUUUGUUACCUCUGUGGGAGGCACGCACAAUAUCAAUCCUGAAACAGCGGUUUAUUUUUCCGGGGGAGGAUUUUCAGAGAUCUUCCCUCGUCCCUCAUACCAAGAGCAAGCGGUGAAAAAUUAUCUCGAGCGUCUAGGUAGUCAAUGGACAGGACUUUACAAUCCCAAUGGAAGGGGAUCCCCCGACGUAUCAGCCCAAGCGACCAACUUCAUUAUCCGAGACCAUGGCAUGUGGAUCUCGGUGGCCGGCACAAGUGCUUCAGCUCCGGUUUUCGCGGCGGUUGUUUCACGGCUGAACGCUGCUCGCCUUGCCCAGGGUAAGCCGCGGAUGGGAUUCCUCAACCCAUGGCUUUAUAAUAGCGGGCAAUCAGGGCUCACAGAUAUUGUCCAUGGUGGUUCAACCGGCUCUCUGACCGCCCACGACAGCUCCGCCGUCAUGGGCAUCGGCAUAGCGCCAACAACCAUCAAGCAAAACCCGCACUUCUUAUCUCCCUCGCCGUUCAAGUCAUUGCUCCCGUUAAGCUACGGCUAG